AUGAAGUUCAUUCUCCCAGCCCUUACCAUUUUCGCCUCUCUGGCCGUUGCAAAGAAUUGUCAAGAGGGCCUUAACUACUGUUCUUUCACCCUCAUGGGUAAAGGCGACUACCACCAGCAGAUUCUAAAGGCUAUCGAUGAAUAUGGUACCGAUCCCAGGACGGUUAACUAUGAUUACUUCCUCUACCACUGCGACGGCGGCAGCAACGGGUCUAUUCACGUGGUAGACACAUGUUCUAAGGGAUGUCAUGACGGUGGUGACAACAAGUCCGACUCGUGCCUUUAA
Penicillium canescens is the source of this 285-nucleotide messenger RNA. RefSeq lists its product as uncharacterized. The record is from RefSeq and is a predicted model, not a curated record. Bases 1 to 285 code for a protein of 94 amino acids. Lineage: Eukaryota; Fungi; Ascomycota; Eurotiomycetes; Eurotiales; Aspergillaceae. The transcript has 2 exons.